Molecule: messenger RNA, 2131 nt
Organism: Fopius arisanus
Lineage: Eukaryota; Metazoa; Arthropoda; Insecta; Hymenoptera; Braconidae
Product: neuroguidin
Exons: 4
Coding region: 382-1296 (304 amino acids)
Biological process (GO): maturation of SSU-rRNA from tricistronic rRNA transcript (SSU-rRNA, 5.8S rRNA, LSU-rRNA)
Cellular component (GO): nucleolus; small-subunit processome
Source: RefSeq, a predicted model, not a curated record
UCGGGGGAGGGUGCAGGACCGCCUGGCAUCCAUUAGUAAAUAGGAAAGAUGGCAGCGGAUUAUUGCGCUUUUUCCUCCCUGGGAAAGAAUCGGCAGACAUUUUUUUCACGAGAGUUGAAAUUUACUUCAUUUCGAUAAUAAAUUGCUCUGUUAUUUUCAUGCAUUUUGUAGGUUAAAUUUAGAUGAUAGAGUGGAUUUUCGCUGUUUUAAAUCGAUUUGUUUUGGUUUUCUUAGCUUUUGAGGAGUUUUGACGGUGAAAUCAUGGAAAAUAUAAAGUUUUAGGGUGCAUAAACUUUUUUUUUAUGGGUUUUUUUUUGAGGGUGUGAAAGGAGUCCAUACUGCUUACUGUUUCGGUGAUUUAUGUUACUAGUGUGAUUUUUAAUGAUGAAGGCAAUCGAUGAAACGGAGCAACAGAGGGACCUUCCUCAGGCCCUUCGUCUCCUUGGUGAGAUGAAUGCAAACGUACUCCGUGUUAAUCAACUUGUUGAUAAUAUGUUAGUACGCGUUAGAAAUGGAGAAGUAUCAACAGACAAGGGUUUAAGUUUUCUGGAAAUAAAAUAUCACAUGUUACUUUCUUAUUUGAUUAAUCUUACAUACGUUGUGUUGAGAAAAUGCUCGGGGGAAAAAAUAGAGGGUGAUCCAUCUAUCGAUCGUUUGGUUGAGAUUAGAACAGUAUUGGAGAAAAUUAGGCCGAUCGAUCAUAAGCUUAAAUAUCAAAUCGAUAAGUUGGUGAAGACUGCUGUCACUGGAACCACCAGCAGUUCGGAUCCUAGCUAUUUCAGGGCUAAUCCGGAGUCACUCAUGGCGAAGAUUGAUGGAAGUGAUCAAGAGGAUGAAAGUGAUGAAGAGGAUGAAGGGGGGAAGGGUAAUAAAGUCAGGAAGACUGGAAUUUAUGUACCACCUAAACUUGCUGCUGUUCAUUAUGAUGGAGAUGAAACCAUGAUGGAAAAAUCACGUAAAGCUAGUGAACGCGCACGAAGACGUGCUGUGUCAGGGGCUGUACUCCGUGAGCUGAAAGAAGAGUAUCUCGAUGCACCAAUUGAAGAUACCCAGGGUGGUGAAAAGCAGAUUAGCUUAGGACGUGAAAACAAACGGAAGAUUGAGUUUGAGGAAAACUAUAUGACACGCUUGCCCGUGACGAAACAGGAGAAACAUCGUAAUCGUCAGAUUUCAACGCUUGGGCAGCUUGGCGAUGAGAUAACGACCUUCGGAGGAUCAUCAUCUAUUCCGAUGAAGAAACGAAAAGCCGCCAAGGGAAAAGGAAAGAAGAGUUUCAAGAAGAAACGACACUUUUAAUUUUUUUUUUCACAAGGAUUCUCGUCGUUAAUCGUUUUAAGGUAAAGAGGAUAAAAUUAUAAACAAAACUUUGGUAAAACUCGUACACGAGACUUCUGGUAAAUAAUCUUGAAAUUACUAAAUUAUAGAAAUUAAAGGAAUAAAUUUAGAGGUAUACAGAAUCAUAGAUGGCGAUCAAGAAAUGAAAACAAACCACAGAAUAGCCAAAAGGUCUAUUAUAUAUAUUUUUGUUUCAAGGAAAAUUUAGCAAAGAACCUGAACAGAUAAAAAUCAUCUUUGUUUUUCAUUUUACAACUAAUCUUUAAAUGAGUCAUAAUUUCAAUUGUUUUCUCAGGAAAAAUUCCUAUUUCCAGUAACUAAAGCGCACAGAAAAUAUUCUAUUAGUUUACAGACAUGGAAAAAAAUGUUUGGAUAAGCACUCGAGGGGUUAAACAAAAUUAUACAGUUAAAAAACGCAUGUAUUAGGAUUUUAUCGCUGUUCUAGGGUAUAGGAAUAAGAAAAAAAAAAUGAAAAAAUAACGUAGUUCAUAGUUUUACGAUUACUCGUAUUCUUAUGUUUGAAAAUUUCUCUUCUGGUGAAGCUAAAAAAUACACAAAAAUGUUGGGGCUACAUUUUCGACAUCGUUGGUCAACGUUUCCGUUAAGUUUAUUAUCAACUUUUAAGUUUCAAAUUUUCUUAUUAAUUUAAGUUUUUGAUGUAUUAUAUUUGUGUUUAACAUUUCAAAUUAUUUCGUUAUGUAUUUAUCGUAUUAAAAGCUUAUGAAGUCAAACACUUAAAAGAUAACGUGGACGCAUCAAAAUUCAAAAUUAAACCAAAUAAAGUGAAAGAUCAAAA